This is a messenger RNA of Silurus meridionalis, 8757 nucleotides long. It is a transcript of the gene iqsec1b, whose product is annotated as IQ motif and Sec7 domain ArfGEF 1b. Bases 1503 to 5174 code for a protein of 1223 amino acids. The transcript has 16 exons. Lineage: Eukaryota; Metazoa; Chordata; Actinopteri; Siluriformes; Siluridae. The record is from RefSeq and is a predicted model, not a curated record. Gene Ontology annotation, biological process: regulation of ARF protein signal transduction; actin cytoskeleton organization. Gene Ontology annotation, molecular function: guanyl-nucleotide exchange factor activity; protein binding.
UUUUAAGUUAAAGAUGUAUAAAUAGGUAUACACACAGACAGACAUACACACACCUACUUUGUCAAUGUGUCUAUGGGUGCACAAUACAAUAUCGUUGUAUGGUUUAUAGUGUGUAUAUAUAUUUACCACACCCAUACCAUCUCAUCAUCUGAACAGAGUGAUGGGACUGGCACAAACACAUACAUACCAUCUUAUCAUCUGAACACAGAAGUAUACACUAUUUAAAGUUAUUUAUAUUGUAAAAUUAAAGUAGAAGAAGGUAUCCAUGUAACAUUCAGGCAGUCUAAAUGCACUUUAAGGCUCAGUGUAUACACUCUGUGUAUGUUGUAUGCAAUAGUACAUGGUCAUGUGGCUAUUCGGUAAUGGAUUAAAGAAAUUCAAAUUCACAAACCCUCAAACUUAAACAAACAAACAACCAAACAAAAAACAAUACAAUGCUCAGCAAUAUUGUGUUUUAGUUUUAAAGUUCUUACCAGUCACUUGGGGCUUUUCUGAGCAUCAUCUCUCCUGAUAUAAACAGUUUGUUGUAUAAUAAAUAGGUGAUGGCCUCCAAGUCCUCCAAAACUGGCUGCUGGAACAAUUCUGCAUUGAUGUGUCCAUGACUCUGCCAUAAGCUCAAUUAAAACUUUAAGUUGUUCUAUUUUCAGCCCAAAAUAAAUGUCCUACAUAUAGAAGGUGGACCUUUUUUUUUUAUUCCAAAUGUCAUCAUAAAUAAAAAAUUGUGGCUGCUUACACUUGGGCCCGCAUCUAUUCCAGCUCAACAUUGCUGUAAGGGGAAGUGGCAGCUCAGUAGUUGAGUUGUUGGACUUCUGAUCAGAAGGUUUAGGAAAGGCCCUUAGCCCUCAACUGCUCAUUUGUAUAAAUGGGAUAAAUUUAAGUUGCUCUGAAUAAGAAUGUCUAAUAAAUGCCGUAAAUGUCAUUUCAUUCAUUAUUGAAUGAUAAUCUGCUUUAUGGAAUCUUUGUCUUCUUUUUUUCUCGUUUCUCCAAUAAGGUAAGAUUUAGUUUCCAAACUACUAGUAAACUGUGUUCCUCACAGGGUGGUGAUGCCUCCCCAAAACGCCACGCGUGACGUAACUUCCCAUUGCCUUCAGGCCCUCAAGUCUACUUGUUGAUUUAAUAAAUGGCGUGUGUAAUUCAUAAUUACAUUAAAGUAAAUGUGAGAAACACCAUGCCAACACGGUUGACACGAUCAGGGCGCUUUAUCCAAAUGGUCCAUCUGUGAAUAUUAAGCGCAGAAGCUGGAAACGUUCCUUCCGGUAAAGGGUUAAUCUAGUUUGUGUACCGGCUCAGCGCUUUUUUUUCCUGAGGGUAGUAGUUAUUGUGGCGCAGAGCCUGUGGACGGCGCGCUGCCGCAGCGCAACUUCUUCACUCGGCGAGAAGGCGAUAAGAGCAGCGCGAGCGUGAACAAUGGGCGAGCGGAGAGCGCGCGCCGCGGCGGAUCGGGACCGAGCCUGUGCGUGAACGCGCCGCGGCGGCGGCGUCCGCAAAAUAACCUGUCCCCGAUGGACGGGCGUCUCGCGCACGGCGGCGACAUGGAGAACGCGCCGGAAAACCCAAGCAAGGCGGCCGAGUUCCUGAAGGAGCUCAACAACAUCAUCGAGACCCAGCAGGAGUUGCUAGAGAAGCAGAAGGGUCGCAUUGAGGAGCUCGAGCGCCAAGUGCACGAGCUGUGCGAGGAAAACGCGUGCCUGAAAGAACAGCACCAGCGGCACCUGGUCACCUGCAGACUGCAGCAGCUCAGCUCCAUUAAAGAAAAUGUCCUGCAGGAAAAACGACACACUUCUUUGCCUCCUGAAAUGACAGAAAACCAAGGCACCUAUAUUACUCCUCUCUGUCGACGAAGUUACCCCUGUCGUAAAUGGAAGUCAGCAUCAUUUGGUGUGGAGGGUGAUGGUGCAGGCUGUGAGGCAGGUGUGUCUCUGGACAGCGGAUAUUCUCGUGGGCCGGUGACACGGAGCUCCGUCAUCAGCACUGAGCACUUUGAGGCACCUUCGCUUUACACGCACGAGAUCCGUCAGCGUCCCCGUCGCCCCAAACUCCAACAUUCACAAUCUAUCCUCCGCAAACAGGCAGAGGAGGAGGCCAUCAAACGCUCACGCUCCCUCUCUGAGAGCUAUGAGCUCUCCACUGAUCUUCAGGACAAACAGGUGGAGAUGCUGGAGCGGAAGUACGGGGGACGUUUUAUAACUCGGCAUGCGGCCCGGACCAUCCAAACAGCUUUCCGUCAGUAUCAGAUGAACAAAAAUUUUGAGCGCCUCAGGAGUUCUAUGUCUGAAAACCGCAUGUCAAGGCGCAUCGUCCUUUCCAAUAUGAGGAUGCAAUUUUCCUUCGAAGGACCUGAAAAAGUCCACAGCUCUUACUUUGAAGGCAAGCAGCUCUCCCUGAGUGAUGAUAGCUCUAAGCUGGCACAGUCAGAUCGUGGUGACAUGGUACCAGUCAAUGUUAAGUCACAAGCAGGACAAAGUGACUUCACGGAUGCCAUCACUGAGCUGGAAGAUGCCUUCUCUAGGCAGGUAAAGUCCCUGGCUGAGUCAAUUGAUGAUGCUCUAAACUGUCGCAGUUUACAUGGGGAUGAGGGGCAAGAUGAAGGCAAAAGGGGUCAUGGUGACCUGGAUCGGGACAUCACAUAUCAGGUCAAACCAUCACACAGCGGAGACCGUCGCAAGCUUGAUGAAAUGACGGCAUCAUACAGCGACGUGACCCUCUACAUUGAUGAAGAGGAACUGUCACCUCCUUUGCCUCUCUCACAGUCUGUAGUGGACAGGACAUCCAUGGAUCCAGAACUGCAGCUGCGUGCACUAAACUCCUCACAGGACUAUUGGGUACACAAGGAAGACAAAGGUGACACUGACACUAGCUGUCGCAGCACGCCAUCUCUGGAGUGCCAGGAGCAACGGCUGAGGAUGGACCAUCUUCCACUGCUCACCAUCGAACCUCCAAGCGACAGUUCAGUGGAGCUGAGUGAUCGUUCCGAGCGCAGUUCCCUAAAACGGCAGAAUGCCUAUGAAAGAGGUGGGCCUAGCCAACAGGGCAGCCCCAAGCGCCAUCCCUCGCAUCCCUCCCAUUCUUCCAUUUCUCGAAGAGAUGAUGAUGUCCCCCGGCAUCGACCACGGCAGCUAGAAAGUCACCUGGCCAUCAAUGGCACAGUCAACAGGCAGAGCAAAUCAGAGUCUGAUUUCUCAGAUGGUGACAAUGACAGUGUAAACAGCACAUCCAACUCCAAUGACACAAUCAAUUGCAGUUCAGAGUCAUCAUCACGGGACAGCCUACGUGAGCAAACACUCAGCAAGCAAACAUACCACAAGGAAACCCGUAACAGCUGGGACUCCCCAGCUUUCAGCAAUGACGUCAUCCGCAAGCGCCACUAUCGCAUUGGCCUCAACCUCUUUAACAAAAAGCCGGAAAAAGGUAUUCAGUAUUUGAUUGAGAGAGGGUUUGUUCCAGACACCCCUGUGGGUGUGGCUCACUUCUUGUUACAAAGGAAGGGGUUGAGUCGGCAGAUGAUUGGAGAGUUCCUGGGCAACAGACAAAAGCAGUUCAACCGAGAUGUCCUGGAUUGUGUGGUGGAUGAGAUGGACUUCUCUAGCAUGGAGCUGGAUGAAGCCUUGAGAAAGUUCCAGGCUCACAUCCGGGUACAAGGGGAAGCACAGAAAGUGGAGAGGCUUAUUGAAGCUUACAGUCAGCGCUACUGCAUCUGCAAUCCUGGAGUGGUGCGGCAAUUUCGCAACCCAGACACGAUCUUCAUCCUGGCAUUUGCUAUCAUCCUUCUCAACACUGACAUGUACAGCCCCAAUGUAAAGCCGGAGAGGAAGAUGAAGCUGGAGGACUUCGUGAAGAACCUGCGAGGGGUUGAUGAUGGAGAAGACAUCCCACGUGAGAUGCUGAUUGGCAUUUAUGAGCGUAUCAGGAAACGGGAGCUCAAAACAAAUGAAGACCAUGUGUCCCAAGUGCAAAAAGUAGAGAAGCUCAUUGUUGGGAAGAAGCCAAUUGGCUCACUCCACCAUGGCCUUGGAUGUGUUCUGUCCUUACCACAUCGCAGGCUAGUGUGUUACUGCAGACUGUUUGAGGUCCCAGAUCCCAACAAACCACAGAAACUCGGCCUCCACCAGAGAGAGAUCUUCCUCUUCAAUGACCUUCUGGUGGUCACAAAGAUUUUCCAGAAGAAGAAGAACUCAGUGACCUACAGCUUCAGGCAGUCCUUCUCUCUAUACGGCAUGCAGGUGCUUCUCUUUGAGAACCAGUUUUAUCCCAAUGGUGUGCGGCUCACAUCAGCCAUCCCCGGUGCAGAUAUCAAAGUUCUGAUCAACUUCAAUGCACCCAACCCACAAGACCGCAAGAAGUUUACAGAUGACCUGCGGGAGUCCAUCGCAGAGGUGCAGGAGAUGGAGAAAUAUAGGAUUGAAUCUGAGUUGGAAAAGCAGAAAGGAGUGGUACGGCCUAGCAUCUCACAGAGCUCUGGUCUGAAAAAGGAGACAGGCAAUGGUAACCUGAGCCGAGCUAGUCUGGAUGACAGCUAUGCCAUGGGGGAGGGUCUGAAGAGAAGCGCCCUCAGCAGCUCACUACGUGACCUUUCUGAUGCAGCUCUGUAUCCUGUAGUACUGCUAGGCAAGCGAGGUCGCCGCAGCAGUGCAGGAUCUCUAGACAGCAAUAUGGACGGCUCCAUCAUUAACAGCCCUCACAGGCGCCGUGCUGCCUCCAGUCGUGACUGCCCCUCACGCCAGCACUCAAUGCCCAGCUCAUCCUCACUGCUCGGCUCAUUGUUCGGCACCAAGCGGGGCGUCAAGUCUCCUUCCCUGCCCCCGCAGCCCCCUCAUCCAUCCCACCCCACCCUGAUCUCUCACACGCCGCACCCGUCCAACUUGCACCACACAGCUCGCGAGGGCACAAGUCUAAGCGACACACAUCCACCACACCACACUCAGUACUGCCACGUUCAGCAGAACCCACCUCCAUACCACCACCACCACCAUUACCACCCUCCUGCACAUAUCCAGUACCACCCCUCUUCUGCACCUGCCUCUUCCUCCCAUAGCCAUUCACAUGCACCACACUCCCACGCUCAGCAUCCGCCCCAUCCUUCCCACCUGCAGCACCACCACAGCCAGGUUCCGCCCCCUGCAGCCGGCCCAGGCAGUGCAAAGCCCAAACACAGCGGCAUCAGCACUGUGGUGUGAGGGAGUGAGACUGGGAGUGACUUUCCAGAGGCACCUUGGCAGAUUUGCUUUAUAGCUGGCAUGUGAAGACUGUGGCCCAGAAACCAUGGGGAAUGAAAACAAACAAAAGAAAAAUGGCAUUGUGACUCAUUUUAUUUCAUUUUGAGCCCCUUUCCUCAGGGAAGAGAAAGGGGAUGCACACUGUGUAGCACUGGCUUUCUCUUCCAGGCUUUCAGAGGGCUUCUAGACCCUGUGGGUUUCCCACCUCCAUUUCCACAUUUCCUGCACAUCAUUGUUCAUUUGUUCAGGCAAUGCUGCUUUUUCUCAUUAGGUUGAUUAUUUCCUUUUUUUUUUUUUCCUUUUUUUUUUUUUUUUUCUUUUACUUAACACCUGGAAGCCUGUCCGGCUUUCAUGAAAUGACAAUGCCAAGCAUGCACAAAGACCAUAUCUACUGUUUUAUCUUGUAAUUAAUUGCUUAUGAAGUACUACAGUAUAAAAUACCCUGCUUGUUAAUUAGCAGAAUCAAACAGUCUCAGUAGAACGAUUAUGCCUAGAAUUGGAGAGUUCAAAUACAACGAUCAAAAGUCUAGCCAUGAAUAAAAUCACUCACAAAGACGUAUGUGUUCCAGUAUUUAAUGUAGCUGUAGACCACAGUUCUCUGUGAAAUAGUUAGCAGUCUUUAAAUGUGCCAAUUAUUCAAAAGCAGUUACUGAGUUAGUAAGAAAUGCUUUGUGUAUGUCGUGCAUAUACUAUUUUGUAAGAUAUCAACAAUCAAUAUUACUGUUACAGAACAAAAAGCGUCUGAGGCGUGAGAUAAAAAAAUUCUCAGUAUUAUACUCUUAAAGUAGAAGAUCUAGUUUCACUGUAUAAAACUCAGUCCUUUUGAUUAGGCAUGAGGGCUUGACCACAAACUCUUCUGGAUUGCCUUUGAAGCAAAAUUCUGGAAGAUUCAUAAGCAAACACAGAGAAUUUUCUGUUCCGGCAGAACUGUGUUUACUGUCGUCUGCUCAUCACUAAACAAUCAGGAGUAAGGAGCUAGCUAAUGCAGGAAUCCUUCUUAGGCCUUGACUCCUCAGUCUUGGCCACUUAUUGCACCAUGGUUUUAUUUUUUUAACUACUUUUUUAGGGAUAAAUAAAAUUAUAUGAAUUUACCUGUACAUUUAAAGAUGAUAAUAAUCAAACAGAUUUGAGACUGACGAGGAAAUACAUACAUAUUACAUACAUGCUUUGCUCAAGAGAAUUUAGAAUGUUGUUUUUUGACUUUAAGGAGGGAGGCUACAUUUCAGAGUUACGUUUAAAAUUACUUUUCCUUUAUUUCAAAAGAGAUCUCUCCCAGUUUCUUGCUGUGCUAUUUGUUUUCUCAGCAGGCUAAGUGAGUUUGUGCCCCUUCACCCCACUGGGUGCUGCUGUUUGUGGUUCUGCAUGCAGCAUAAAUUGAUCAGGCUUUCUAAAAAUCUGCUUUUGGUUUGUUUUCUUUUGUUUUUUAAUAAACACCUUUCACUUGUUCACAAAUUAAGCUAAGGAUAGGCUGAACCAGGGGAUGAGAUAUGUAACUUAUCACAGCAAAUUAAGAAAAGAGGUUAAAUCAUAUUUUUCCACACAUCUUAAUUUUUGUAACUUCCUUUAUGCUGAGUAUGCUGUGUAUAGAAAUGAGAUGAUGAAGUUAUAAUUUGAUUCACUUGAUCUGAGCUCAGAUAAGAAAGAUCUGAAUGGCACUUGUCUCAUUUUGUAAGUAUUCAUUUAUGUACAGCAACUAUGAUAGAAGUUUGUACUAUCUGAGACGAGUAUCAGCAGUGAAGAGCUUUUGCUUUGCAAUUGUUAUUUUUUUCUGUUGGUCCCAUUCUUUUGAUUGUUUGGUUUGUAUGUUUGUUUUUUUCCGUACUAAUCUUAUGUGCAAUAUGUAUAUGUUUCUGUUUUGUAAGUGAACAUUUGCAAUCUAGUGACAGACUUUCUUUUUUCCUUUAAGCUUGUCCUUGUCUUUAAUUCUGCAUUGCUUCUCUCCCUCCUUUCUCUGUUCUAGCGAAUUGCAGUGAAGAAUGUCCACUGAAUUACUCUUGCAUGUAACAUUAUACUGUAAGAAUAUUCUCUAAAUAUUGUAUAUUCCCAAAAAAUAUCAGUGUUACCUUUGACUGUUGUUGAAAUUUAAGUGACAUUAAAAGUAUGUAAACUUCUCUUCAUGCGACUGUGUACCUAUGGAAGUCAUUUUGUCAUAUUUUGUACCAGAAGAUAUUCAGCUAUAAAACAAAAUGAAUAGAACAAAUAGAACUAUAUUUCAUCUAUACAGUACAAACUGUGUAUCGAGGCUUUAAAAGUAGAUUAAGCUUCUCAACUACUUCUCAAAUAAUUUAUAUAUUACUUGCAUAUAAAUGGUGGUUAUCAAGAUGAAGUGGUUAUAAAGCAAGUCACUAAUCUCUGUCUAUUAUUAUUAUUAUUAUUAUUAUUAUUAUUAUUACUAUUAUUAUUAUUAUUAUUAUUGCUCCUUGAAUGCUGCUGUCAGAUCCAGGUUCAGGUGUGUAAUUCACAUAGAAACAAUUUAAUCUCAGAUGGAUCUUUUCCAUUUUUCCAUAGAUAAUAUUUAUUAAGCCAUGUCACAAUAAUGAAUUAAUUUAACAGAUUAUACCUCUAAAUGAAUCUUGAAAUUAAUUGAUUUCUGGGACAAAGUAAGAAAAGCAAAUGUCUCUACAUUUCUUUUUUCUUAAACCUUUGUUGAAGCAUUAUAUUGCUUUUUUUUUUUUUUUUUUUUUUUGCUGUUUGGUUGGAAUUUUUGUUUUUUUGUGUUUCAUUUGAAUGCAGUGAAAAGCAAGUGUAAUACUUUAAUGGUGUGAAGUACAGGAUGUUUAGUCUAAAACUUCUACUCCAUUGCAUGCAUUUGGACUGUUGGUUGAACUGUCAUCUUCCAUAAACAUAGGAAAUCAACUUAUUUAAUUCUGCUUAUUCCAUUGCAUAUAUCCAUGUUCAGUUUAUAAAUGGAAGGUUUUUUUUUUUUUGCCUUCUCGUACAUUUUACACUUUUUACACAAUCUUGCUGCACAUAAGCAUGUACUCUGGUUUUAUUUAUUGUUUAAAAAAAGAAAAAAAAAGAAAAAAAAAGAGAGACAGCAUCGCACUGUGUAUAGGUGUGUGACACAAAUUAUCUAUGUAUAUAUGACAAACGUAUAAAUGGGAAAAAAGGCCUAUGAAUAUUUCUUUAAUUGAAUUUGAAAGGGGUAAGUUAGGGCUAUGGGACUAAUGUGUGUAUAGAGUCUGUAUAGUAUUAGUAGUUAAUUUGUCAACCAUCAUUUCAUUAGUACAGUUUUAUCUUUUUAAAGAGAGUUAACUCACUUCUACUACCAAAUGUAUUUGAUUUGGCAUUGGACCCUCUGUAGGUCUUUACAACUGGCUCUUACCCGGAUUUCUCAUAUUUAGUCUGACACACUGCAUUUCGACAGAUAUACACACACAAACAUACAAUGUAGCUCAUUUUAUAGGUCUAGUUGUCUGAUCAAGAGAAGAGACUAUACAUGUUGAAAUGUAUUCUGUUUCUAAGUAGAUUGAGACCCUAUAGAUGUACAUCUAUAACUGUGACCAUGUGAUUAUCACACAAUAAAAGUAUACUGUCAGAUUUA